Messenger RNA from Catharus ustulatus (Swainson's thrush), 3489 nucleotides. It is a transcript of the gene WDR36, whose product is annotated as WD repeat domain 36. Gene Ontology annotation, molecular function: protein binding. The transcript is spliced from 23 exons. Gene Ontology annotation, biological process: rRNA processing. The coding region runs from base 50 to 2722 and encodes 890 amino acids. Gene Ontology annotation, cellular component: small-subunit processome; Pwp2p-containing subcomplex of 90S preribosome. Lineage: Eukaryota; Metazoa; Chordata; Aves; Passeriformes; Turdidae. The record is from RefSeq and is a predicted model, not a curated record.
GCCGGGGGCGGAUGCGGACACGGGCGCGGACGCGGACACGUGCAGAGCGAUGGCACGGGAAGGCGCGGGGCUCUUCGCCCCGUUCCGGGUGCUCGGCCGCUUCAGCGGGCACGUCCCGCACGUCCUGCGCUACCACGGCCGCCACCGCGAGUUCUACCUGGCUACCGCUGUCGGGCGCAGCGUCCACACCUACAAUGUGAAGAAGCUUGGUAUUGUUGCUGUGAGUAAUACUUUGCCACAAGACAUCGCGUGUUUGGCAGCAGAUCGCAUGUUGAUGUUUGCUUCAUACGACAAUAUUCUCCAUGCUUUUGCCAGGAACAAAGAGGUUGUUCAUACCUAUGAAGGCCACAAGGCAAAGAUCCACCUUCUACAGCCUUUUGGUGAUCAUGUCAUCUCUGUGGAUGUUGAUAAUGUUCUUAUUGUUUGGAAUAUACAGUCAGAAGAAGAAUAUCUUCAAAUAGAUUUUGAUAAAGCCACUUUUGCAGUUUCUGCACUUCUGCAUCCCAGCACCUAUCUGAAUAAAAUUCUCCUUGGGAGUGAACAAGGAACCUUGCAGCUAUGGAAUAUAAGAUCCAACAAACUCUUGUACUCCUUUCCAGGAUGGGGAUUAGCCAUCACAACUCUUGAACAAGCUCCAGCAGUGGAUGUUGUUGCUGUUGGCCUUGUAUCUGGUCAUAUCAUUAUACACAAUAUUAAGUUUGAUGAAACUCUGAUGAAAUUUCAACAGGACUGGGGUCCCAUCACAGCAAUAUCUUUUCGUACAGAUGGACACCCAGUAAUGGCAGCUGGUAGCCCAGUUGGGCACAUUGCUUUGUGGGAUCUAGAAGAGAAGAAACUGAUGUGUCAGAUGCAAGAUGCCCAUUCCACAGCAAUAGCUGGCAUGACAUUUGUACCCGGAGAGCCGCUUCUUAUUACUAAUAGUGCUGAUAAUGCUCUGCGGGUUUGGAUUUUUGAUGGACCUGGUGGUACAGGUCGCGUAUUGAGAAGCCGAGUGGGACAUAGUGCGCCACCAACAAAAAUCAGAUAUCAUGGGCAAAAUGGAGAGCAAAUUCUUAGUGCAGGUCAAGAUGGAACAUUGCAAUCUUUUUCAACACUGCAUGAGAAGUUCAAUAAAAGUUUAGGACAUGGUUCAAUUAAUAAAAAGAAAUCAAAAAAGAAAGGUCUUAAGCUGGAUACAAUGGCACUUCCACCGAUUACAACCUUUGCUUCAGAAGUGGCACAUCAGAGCGACUGGGAUGGUAUUGUUGCCUGCCAUCAAGGGUACAUAACCUGUACAACCUGGAACUAUCAAAAAACCUCCAUGGGAGCUCACAAACUAAGGCCAGAAGAAUUUAGCAAACACAAACCUAUUGAUAUCUAUGCAACAGCAGUUGACAUUACCUCCUGUGGUAACUUUGCUGUAAUUGGGAUGUCAACUGGACAGGUAGAUGUGUAUAACAUGCAGUCUGGCAUUCACAGAGGGCAUUAUGGCAAAGAAACAGCACAUGAAGGGGCGAUUAGAGGGGUAGCAGUGGAUGGAUUGAACCAGCUGGUAAUCACAGCUGGUAGUGAAGGAUUAAUUAAAUUUUGGAAAUUCAAAAUGAAAGAUCUGGUUUAUUCCACUGAACUUUCUUCUUCUCCGAGUGGAAUUCUGCUUCACAGAGACAGUGGUAUUCUGGGAAUUGCCUUUGAUGACUUCACUAUUAGUGUUUUGGAUAUAGAAACCAGGAAGAUUGUCAGGACAUUCUCAGGACACCAUGGACAGAUUAAUGACAUGACUUUCAGUCCUGAUGGUCGUUGGCUGAUAACUUCAUCAAUGGACUGUUCCAUUAAGACUUGGGACCUUCCCUCUGGAUGUCUCAUAGAUUGUUUUUUGGUAGACUCUGCAGCUGUGAGCCUUAGUAUGUCCCCUACAGGAGAUUUUCUGGCUUCAGCACAUGUGGAUGAUCUUGGAAUUUAUUUGUGGUCAAACCGUUCUCUGUAUUCACUUGUGUCAUUACGGCCCCUUCCUGCCGAUUUUGAGCCAUCUUUGGUGACACUCCCCAGCACCUGCCCCUUGCAAGAUGUGGAUGUAUCAGGAGAUGAAGAGCUGUGUGAUGAAAUGAUAGAAUAUGUCUCACCUGAGCAAUUGGGAGAGCAUCUGGUGACCCUUUCCUUGUUACCGGAAUCAAGGUGGAAAAAUCUCCUCAACCUUGAUAUUAUCAAGAAAAAAAAUAAACCAAAAGAGCCACCAAAAAUUCCAAAGUCAGCACCUUUCUUCAUCCCAACACUUCCUGGUCUUAUACCCCGAUACAUUCCACCAGAGGAGGAAAAUGAUACACAGUCGAAGGUGGUAAACCUUGGGGUACUGGUGCAGAAAUCUGAUUUCUACAUUCAUCUUGAGGAAGCCCUGAGCACCAAUGAAUAUAAAGCUCCACUUGACUUACUGAAAAGCUUGGGGCCAUCUAACAUCGAGGUAGAACUACAGGGUUUGGCCCCUGAAGGUGGUGGCUCAAUGGACGUGAUGCUGAGCUUUUUGAGAAUGAUUGAGAUGAUGCUGAACAAGAAGUACAACUUUGAACUCACUCAGGCAUACUUGGCGCUAUUUUUAAAGUUACAUCUUAAGAUUCUCUCAUCAGAGCCAAAACUCAUGGAAGAAUUAUCCAAAUUGUCAAUGCAACUUGAGGAAAAUUGGAUUUACUUGCGGGCUCUCUUCAAUCAAAGUCUGUGUGUUUUAACAUACAUGAAAAGUGCUUUGCUGUAAAAUACUUCAGGGUUUUGUCUGUAUAAGAUUUCCCUCAGAGUAAUAGUACACUUUAUUACCAAAAAUACUGGAUUCUAAAAAUGACACUGGGUCUUGGAAUCGUAGAAUCAUUAAGGUUGGAAAAGACCUCCAAGACCAUUAAGUCCAGCCUUCUACUGGAUACCACCCUGUCCACUAAGCCAUAUCACAAAGUGCCAGACUACUCAUUUUUCUGAAUACUUCCAAGGGAUGGUGAUUCCGCCAUCCUGUUCCAGUGCUUCUUCUGGUGCUGUAUUUUAUACAUUUACAUAUGGCAGAGUAUUUUAGAACAUGCACAGCUGCCUACUUUUUUUCACUCCAGUUGGAGAAUAAAUUACUAUGUGCAGCUGAAGUAUUUGUUGCGUUGGUCUGUGCUGUCAAUGGACAGACAUUUGGAUUAAAGGCCCUGAGCAACCUGGCAUUGUGGAAGGUGCCCCUGCCCCUGGCAGGGGUUGAAAGUAGAUGAUCUUUAAAGUUUCUUCCAACUCAAGCCAUUCAAUGAUUCUUUGAUUCUAUGGCUACAUCAAAUGUGGUUUACAAUGAAGAAAUUAUUUGCAGGAAAAAAAAUAAGUGGAAAUGUAACUUCCGUGCAGGAGACCAAAAACUAUAUUGUUCUUAAUAAAGUCAUUGUUGAUGCAAAAGUAAAACAAAAAGUCUGAAUUGUUAAUACUUUAUUAAUAUCGGUUUAGAGUGAAGUAUAAUAAUUUCACGACUACAAGGCGCACCAGAUAAUAAGGUGCACCUCCAGG